GCUCGCGGGGGCUUCCUCGCCGCCCGGGCCAAUGCGCAGGCCGGCCGAGAGAGGCAGCUGGCCGCAGCCGCCGCCGCCCCCUCGGUCCCAUUCAGAGUCAGCUGCAGCUGCUGCCGCCCACAUACGCUUCCCAUCCCUUCCUGAAACCCGAGCAGGGCCGGAGGAGGGCGAGUCCCGGCCGGGACAAGAGCAGCGCCUCCUCCGGGCGCGGCCACCCCCUCCAGGGCGGGCCCUGCUGCUGCUCCCGCUCCCAGACGCCCAGCACUCGGCUGCUGCUCCCCGGACGGCGCGGACGCGAGCGAGAGAGCCAUUUGUCCAGAGGGCUUGAGAUCAGAAGAUUGCAGAUAUCUCAUUGUCAUGGCAGGAAACCAUGGGACGAUCAAGGGGGCUUCCAACUUCAAUGCUGAUGCCGAAGCCCAAAAGCUCCGAAAGGCCAUGAAGGGAUUGGGAACGGACGAAGAUGCCAUCAUUGAGGUUCUGGUCCAUACAAAUCUGUCACAACGGCAGCAGAUUAAGAUGGUCUACAAAUCUACCAUUGGCCGGGAUUUGAUUGGCGACUUGAAGUCUGAGCUGAGCGGGAAUUUUGAGAAGGUGGUUGUUGGCCUGAUGACUCCCAUCACGUUGUAUGACGUCGAGGAGCUGAAGAGGGCCAUGAAGGGGGCUGGUACAGAUGAAGGCUGCCUGAUAGAAAUCUUGGCUUCUCGGACCAACGAGGAAAUUCGACGGAUUAACGAAACCUACAGACACCAGUAUGGAACCAACCUCGAGGAAGACAUUGUCUCCGACACCUCCUCCAUGUUCCGGAGAGUUCUGGUAUCCCUAGCAACCGGCAACCGAGACGAGAGCCAUCAUGUUGAUCCGGAUCUCGCCCGACAAGAUGCCGAGUGCCUGUAUAAAGCCGGGGAGGAGAGGUGGGGGACAGAUGAGGUCCAGUUCAUGACUAUUCUCUGCACCAGAAACAGAACUCACCUCUUAAGGGUGUUUGAUGACUACAGGGUCAUUGCUAAUAAGGACAUUACAGAAAGCAUUAAAUCGGAGAUGUCAGGAGAUCUUGAGGAUGCCUUGUUGGCCAUAGUGAAAUGCAUGAGGAAUAGGUCUGCUUACUUUGCUGAAAGGCUGUACAAAUCCAUGAAGGGUUUAGGGACAGAUGACGACACACUCAUUCGAGUGAUGGUUUCCCGCUGUGAAAUUGACAUGAUAGAGAUCAAGGCAGAGUUCAAGCGGGCGUAUGGGAAGUCUCUUUACUCCUUCAUUAAGGGAGACACUUCAGGAGACUACAGGAAAAUUCUGCUUGCCCUGUGCGGUGGGGAAGACUAAUAAGCAAAAGGCUCGCCUCUUGCUACGUCCAGGCAAUGCUGCUGUUGCUGCUUCCCGUCAUAGACACCCAAAUAGCCUCUACCUCUUGCAACGAUGCUUUACUUUUCUUUCGGGAACACUUUGAUGCAGACAUCUCGCUUUUGCAUCAUGUUGUCCUAGAUUUUUACCUGCUAUGGUAUGGGUCGUGAACUAACUUCUUUCACUUUAGUAGCAGAAGAGAAACACAAUAUAGGGUGAGGGGUUUUUUUAACCCAGAUGUGCCUUGUGUGCAGGGGCAGUGGGAUCCUGUUUUUUGUGUGCUGCAGAAAGGCUAGUCGGUAGAAAAGGAGUGAAACCUUCCAGUAAUGCCUUUUGACAAUGGUUGGUUGGUGCCCGUUUUGCAAUGUUUUGUUGCACUUUAUGGAAGUUAGAUGUGACCCUCUGAGAUCUAUGACCUCCUUGCACCACUGAAGUACAUGGCUGCUACCUCUUGGAAGCUGCUUUUAAGCAUACCAAAGCCUUAUGAUGGGCCAGUGAACCUCUUACUAGACUAUGCCUUAAUAUUAAUGCAAGUGGUCUCAAUGUCCAGGACAGAAUCACUUACGCCUCUGCACCCAUCCCCAAAAGAAUAAACUUGAUUUUGGUUACAAUCGGAUACAUAUUUACGUGUGGGGUGAGUCCCAUUGGAUUCCUGAAUUGGAGUCCAGCCCCUUACAGAGGGCUGGGCUCCUUGUAGGCAAGAUGUAUUUAAAGAUUUAAGUGCCAGGUUGUUACACUGAAAUACAGGUGGACCUCCUUAUCUGUGAGCGUUCUAUUCCUCCCUUACGACUGCGAAUAAUGAAACCAUGAAUAACAAGGCAUUGUGUCUAUGGGAAUUGGGGAGUUAGGUUCAGGAGCCUGGAAAAUGAUUUUUACAAAAAAUAAAUAAAGCAGAAAUAAGGAUGGAACACAGCACUGUA
Hemicordylus capensis (graceful crag lizard) is the source of this 2255-nucleotide messenger RNA. It is a transcript of the gene ANXA4, whose product is annotated as annexin A4. Gene Ontology annotation, molecular function: calcium ion binding; calcium-dependent phospholipid binding. The record is from RefSeq and is a predicted model, not a curated record. Gene Ontology annotation, cellular component: cytoplasm. The transcript has 13 exons. Bases 358 to 1317 code for a protein of 319 amino acids. Lineage: Eukaryota; Metazoa; Chordata; Lepidosauria; Squamata; Cordylidae.